This is a messenger RNA of Venturia canescens, 7768 nucleotides long. It is a transcript of the gene arr, whose product is annotated as low-density lipoprotein receptor-related protein 6. Gene Ontology annotation, biological process: canonical Wnt signaling pathway. The coding region runs from base 336 to 5159 and encodes 1607 amino acids. Lineage: Eukaryota; Metazoa; Arthropoda; Insecta; Hymenoptera; Ichneumonidae. The transcript has 7 exons. The record is from RefSeq and is a predicted model, not a curated record. Gene Ontology annotation, molecular function: Wnt receptor activity; Wnt-protein binding.
CACGGAGUGUUGACUCCUGGUCAGUCGGCACGUUAGAUUAGAGUAGCAAGCCAGCGAGCGCGUGGGUUUUUCUCUUGUUUUUAGCUAUUGUUGUUGGUCUAUAGGUUUUAUUUAUCCUACAGCAUGCGUUAGUUUCCGAAAUUUCUGAUAAACGUCGAGUUUGAAUAAUAUUCCUUAGGACGUGUUUUAACGACAGUGAGCUGAAAAAAAUAUAUAAGAUUUGUGAUAAUAUACAGUGGAGUGAACAGUGAACUAACGAGACAGAGAUCGUGUUUUUUUAUUUUCUUUUGGAAACGAAAUGUGCGGGUCGAACGAAUUCCCCUGCAGUCCUUAGGAUGGCAUUUGGGAAAUUCCUAAGUUUCUUCGCUGCUUGCAUCUUAUGCAGUAUCGCAGCCGGCUAUGGAUCACCGACGCUGCUGUUCGCCACUCACAAAGAUAUCCGCGUGGCGAAUGUAUCGCGGGGCAACAAGGUGGCGACUCUCGUGAAGGAUCUUUCGCAGGGUGCAGCGUUGGAUUUUUAUUGGGAGCGUCGUUUGGUUUGUUGGUCCGACAGCGGUUUGGAGAUGAUCCAAUGCGUGCACACGAACGGUACGAGCGUCGGGGAGCGGAUGACGGUCGUAAAUUCGUCGUUGAUAUCGCCGGACGGUUUGGCGUGCGAUUGGUACACGGGAAAAUUGUAUUGGACGGACGGUGACAAGAAUCGUAUCGAAGUAACGAGCAUAGACGGCAAACACAGGAAAGUAUUAUUCUGGACGGAGAUUUAUGAGCCGAGGGCAAUUGCUUUGGUCCCAAUGAGGAGCAUAAUGUUUUGGACGGAUUGGGGGGACGUGCCCAAGAUCGAGAAAGCCUCGAUGAACGGUGAUCCUAGUACGCGAGAAGUCAUAGUUUCGGACGACAUUUUUUGGCCGAACGGUAUAACGGUUGACUAUGAAAACGAGCUGAUUUACUGGGCGGACGGUAGAUUACGUUUCAUCGCGGUGAUGGACUACGACGGUAACAACAGACGAAAAGUCGUCAGCCAAGGCUUGGAUUAUCCGUUCGCGAUAACCUUCUUUGAGCAGCGUCUCUAUUGGACCGACUGGAAAACGUGGUGCAUCCAUUCCCACGACGUACGUUCGAGCACGCAGUCGCCGCAUCCACGAGAGCUCUUCCACGGCGAAUACAUACCCGGGGACAUUGAAGUCUGGGACCCCCGGCGACAACCCCAUUUGGACAACCCUUGCAUCCACGAUAACGGGAAUUGCUCGCAUCUGUGCUUGCUCAGCAGCAAAGAGCCCGGUUAUAGCUGCGCUUGUCCAACCGGUGUUAAACUCGUGGACAAUUACACGUGUGCCAAAGGACCCCAAGAGGUGUUAUUGAUCGUCCAGCGUAACGCCAUUUGCAAGCUCUCCCUGGAUUCGCCGGACUACACGAAUUUCGUAUUGCCACUUACCGGCAUUAAGUACGCGAUCGCUAUUGACUUUGAUCCGGUUGACGAGAUGCUCUAUUGGACGGAUGAAAAAGUGUGCGCCAUCAGACGAGCCUACCUCGAUGGGAGCGGACAGGAGGACGUCGUCACUACCGAAGUCUCGAAUCCGGAUGGAAUCGCCAUCGAUUGGAUCGCCAGGAACAUGUAUUGGUCCGACACCGGCACCGAUCGCAUCGAAGUUGCAAGGUUGAACGGUACCAGUAGAAAAGUACUCAUCAACGAGGAUCUCAUUGAGCCACGUGCGAUCGCACUCGCGCCUGAACUCGGUUGGAUGUUUUGGACCGAUUGGAACGAGAAAAGGCCGAAAAUCGAGCGCAGCAAUCUCGAUGGGAGCGAGCGAACGCUCCUCAUAACCAAAGACAUUGUUUGGCCUAACGGGAUCGCUCUCGACCUCGAUCGCAAAAAGAUUUAUUGGUGCGAUGCCAGUAUGGACAAAAUAGAGGUGUGCAACAUGGACGGGACCGAUCGCCGGGAAGUCAUCACCGACAAUCUUCCCCACUUGUUCGGAUUGAGCCUCCUCGGCGAUUAUCUGUAUUGGACCGAUUGGCAACGACGGAGCAUCGACCGAGCUCACAAAUUAACCGGUGGCGAACGCGAGGUCAUCGUUGAACAAGUGCCCAAUGUCAUGGGACUCAAAGCUGUUCAUCUUGGACGGGUACGCGGCAGCAAUCCUUGCGCUCGUAACAACGGCGGCUGCACUCAUCUCUGCCUCAACAGACCCGGAAAUAACUACGUUUGCGCCUGCCAAAUCGAUUACGAACUCAUCAGGGACAAAAAGACUUGCGUCAUACCCGACGCCUUCUUGUUGUUCUCAAGGAAAGACAAAAUCGGACGGAUCAGCAUUGAAAAUCCUAACAAUGACAACAUCAUUCCCGUCACCGGUGUCAAAGAUGCGAGCGCCCUUGACUUUGAUAUGCAGAAUCACAUCUAUUGGACUGAUGUUAAGCUCAAAGCUGUCACCCGAGCCUUCAGAAAUGGUUCCGAUGUCGAAAGGAUCGUUGAUCUUGGCCUCGAAACACCGGAGAGUCUCGCAGUCGAUUGGAUAGCUCACAAUCUUUAUUGGACCGACACUGGAACUCGUAGAAUCGAAGUCGUUAGGUUGGAGGGUUGCAGUCGUAAAGUUCUCAUAUGGCAGGAUCUCGUUGAACCGAGGUGCCUCGCUCUCGAUCCGGAAAGAGGGCACAUGUAUUGGAGCGAAUGGGGAAAAAGUGGGAGCAUCGAAAGAGCUGGUUUGGAUGGUUCACGACGACAGAUAAUACUGUCGAACGUUGGUCGUGCCAACGGAUUGACGAUCGAUCACUCAGCUCGAAUAUUAUACUGGGCGGACCUUUUUACUCCAGCUAUCGACAGUUACGAUCUUCAAACGGGAAAGAGAAAAGCUAUAAUAACACAAGACAUUGUAUAUCCCUUCAGCAUAACGCAGUAUCAGGAUUAUAUUUAUUGGACCGAUUGGAACACCGGUGACAUCGAAAGAGCCUACAAAACGAAUGGAUCCAACAGAACGAAAAUCCAUGAUCGUCUCGAGUCCGUAACCGAUCUUCUUGUUUUCCAUCACUCUCGACAAUCUGGCAGUAAUCCAUGCUCCGUCAGAAACGGCGAUUGCAGUCAUUUGUGCAUUGCUCUUCCCGAACCCGGUGGCAGAAAUUCUGUUACUCGCAAAUGUGCUUGUCCGACUCAUUAUAAUCUUGCACCGGAUAACAAAACUUGUGUUGGUCCAAAGAAUUUUAUGAUCUACAGUCUGCGAAACGUGAUGGGUCGUUUUUUACCGGACGUGAAUGACUGUCCGGACAUAGUGCUGCGCGUUCAAGGCUUGAAGAACGUAAGAUCAAUAGAAUUCGAUCCAAUAACCCAACACAUAUAUUGGAUAGACGGUCGAACGAUGUCGAUACGCAAAGCUAUGGAGAAUCGAACACACGCGUCAGUGGUGGUUUCUGGUGGUUCGGGACAUCCUUUCGACUUGGCCCUAGAUCCACUGGGUCGAUUGCUGUUCUGGUCGUGCGCGGAAAAUGAUGCUAUAAAUGUAACGAGAUUGGACAACGGUUCGUCGCUAGGUGUCGUAGUUAAGGGGGACGGUGAGAAACCCCGUAACUUGGCUGUACAUCCGGAAAAAAGAUUGUUAUUUUGGUGCGACAUUGGUGGCAAAAUGAGAAUAAUGCGGAGUACUAUGGACGGCAAAGAAAGGGUCGUUGUAGCGAGCGAUCUCGAUCAACCCACCGGUUUGGCGGUCGAUACCAUCGGUAAUAUGAUUUUUUGGUCUCACGGACGUCAAAUCGAAGUUUCUGAUUUGAGUGGAACCAAUCGACGCGUUCUCAUCAAUGUCGAACAGAGUUCCAUCGCUUACUUGUCCGUGCUCAACGAUUUCGUUUACUGGUACGAUCGCGAGACUCAAGUUGUCUCGCGCGUCAAUAAAAUUAACGGAACCUCACGUAAAUCGAUGAUGAAUCGGCUUCUCACCGAUCUGGUUACUGUACGAACUCCCGAUGAUCACCUCAUGGAAUCUCACAUAUGCAGCCCCUUUCAUGACUAUGGUGGCUGCUCCCAUUUUUGCAUCGGCACCACCGCGUCCCGAUGCUCGUGUCCACAAUAUCUUGUCUUAUCGGACGAUGAGAGAACUUGCCGCGCUGCGCCCGCUUGCGGUCCCGACGCUUUUACCUGCGCCCAUUCUAGUUCCGCCGUUGCCAAAGAAUGCAUCCCGGCUGAAUGGAAAUGCGAUCGACGUACCGAUUGCACCGACGGCAGCGAUGAACUCGGCUGUCCGUCUUGCGGAGAAGAUCAAUUCAAAUGUCAAAGUGGUCACUGCAUCGACAUGGCUUGGGUAUGCGAUGGAGUCCAUCAGUGUCAAGAUGGUUCGGACGAAAGUCAUUGUUGUGAACCUGGCCAAUUUCGGUGCACGGGUACUCCUCUCUGUAUUUCAGGGACGGCUUUGUGCGACGGCUGGGCACAUUGUGCCGACGGCAGUGACGAAAAAGCUCCGGUAUGCGCGGCCGCGAAUAACCGUCGUCAGGACGUCAGUCCAGCGACGGACGCCGGGAAAAGCACUUACGUCAUAGCGAUUCUCGUCGUUCUCGGUGUUACCGGGGUCGCGAUACUCGGUUUCUUCUACUGUCGUAGAAGGCUCGUUGCCAACGAAGAAUUGCCGGAUAUUUUACACGACUCGGCGGGUGAUCCGCUCUCACCCAAAUCAACUAGAUCGGGAAAACCGAUGUUGUCCCAAAAAAAUGGCGCCAAAGAUCUCAAAGCUGGUCUCAAAACUGUCAGAAUGUCCACUUUGACCGGAAGUAGCAUCGGCUCCAGCUACGAUCGCAGUCACAUCACAGGUGCAUCGAGUUCGACGAGAGGAAGUUCCGCCUGUGGAUAUCCUCAAGAAACUCUAAAUCCACCACCGAGUCCAGCGACAACUGCCAAUUCCACAAGAUGUUCGAGCAGCAACGCCUCCCGUUAUCGUCCUUACAGACACUACCGGAGUAUCAAUCAGCCUCCGCCGCCAACGCCUUGCAGUACCGACGUAUGCGACGAAUCGGACAGUACUUAUCCAGCUCGUUAUCGUUACGAGAUCGAGCCAUUUCCACCUCCGCCAACGCCACGUUCCGUUUAUCACAGUGACGCGGCACUCAGUUGCCCACCUUCCCCAAGUUCCCGAUCCUCCACUUAUUUCAGUCCUUUACCACCUCCGCCUUCACCCGUACCGUGAAUAUUCAUCGAAUUCGUAAAUCGUGUACACUGAGUAAAACUUUUCGCUAUUUUUAUGCAAUUAACGUAACUUUUAAUAAGCUGGGAGAAAUUCAGAACUUUUUAUUUGAUUCGAUUAUUUAUUCGUACGUUGCAUGAAAAAAAAAGGAUUUCUUUUUUUUUUUUACUUGAAAAUGAAGCGGUCUUAUUCAAAAAGUUCGAUCUCCGCGUGCGCUCGAUACGAUUCUCGCGAUGAAAAUAGUAGGUAUCGAUUACGAAUAUUGGCAACUGGAAUUAUUCACUCGUUCCACUCGAAAAACUUUUUUCAACAUAUCGUCCGAUAAAUAAAUCAUUAUAUCACAUGCAUAUCAAAAAAAAGUAAUAAAGAAAAUGAAAAUCGAAAAGAUUUCGUAUUGCGAGCGAAACAAACAAAAUAUGUAGUAUAAUGUUAUGCGCAUAAAUGCCACUGCGGGCGGUAAUGUUUUCGGGUUCACUGAAAGUGCAAAUAUUCGUUUUUAUAGAUAAUUAUUUCUUCAUGUACAAAUUUUAUGAGAUAAAUGCCGGUCGUGCCUGAGCUGAUUGCAAUCUUCGUUUUAACAUGUACUAAUUAGCCAUGGAGGGUUUUAGCUCGUACUUUGUAAAUACUAUGAGAAUGUAUAAAAAAUUAAAACAAAGAAAUUUAGCUAUAGAUAACGAAUCACGGAGAAAAAUAUUAAGCGUGUAAAAACUGUACAUGACAUUUUAAAUCUUCAAAACUAAAAACAAAAAGUAAAAACAAGUGUGCGAACUAGCUUCGAUACAGCGAAUUUUGCGUCUAUAAAAAGUAAAUUGUUGUGUAGAUACUCUACACAAUUUAUCGUUACUUAAAACAAAGUGGUAUUCGUGGAAUAUAUGGUAAUCGUGGACUACCGAAGAUUUGUUAUUUACUUUAUAUAACGACGCAAUUCUCGCUGGCAUCGAUUUGGGCGUCAUAGAUUUUCGAUCACAGUUCAACACAUGUGUAACAUUUUAACCAUUACACCGUUAAUGUGAUAUAAAAAAUAUCAUAUCGUAUGUACAUAUAGUUAGUUAUAAUGACGUUUCGAAAUAUCUAGAUUUUGUUCCUCAUCUGGGUUGGGAAUCCGAAAAACUCUGACAACUUUCUAUAUAUUGAUGAACAUGUAUAUGAUUUUUUCAUCUUUUUUUACUAUUUUUUUAUGCUUUUCUAUCGAAUGAAUGAAAGAAUGCCGAAAACUGAAUAUCUACGUUUUUAACUUUUCUUAAUUACAGUAGUUAAAGGCAAAUUGACUGUUUUUUUACUUCAUUCUUGUGCCACAUAUUACAGAAAAUGAAAGUUCAUAUACAGUUUUAUGUACAGAAAAUUCAGAUUCCCACCUUUGACGUAGCGUUUAACCAAAGGCUGCUUCAAUUUUUUAAAUUAUCACACACAGCGACUCAGUAACAUAAAUUUACUGAUUUAAUUAUGCGAAACGUACUAUCCCGUAGAUACAUUACACGUUUCACUACCAUUUUUUACAUGGGAUCCGAGUAAUGAAAAUUGAGAAUUAUAAAGGAUAUCGAAGUUUGCAUUUGCCAAGAAGAAUAUUCAGACGAUUUCAAAAACUUUAUGAACUAUUUGAUGAAGAUAAAUUUUUGAAAAAAAAUGUGCCAACACCUUCAUACAUAAUAGUAUGAUUGAAAAAACGGGUCCCCGCGUAUAGAAAUGAUUGGACAAUGAAUAAGCAGUUUCGGCGAAGAAAAAAUGGCAAUUUAUUUUUUAUUCUUUUAGUUCCAGUGUGUAUGCAGAUAUCCGUUAAUGUUGAAGUCUGUAUAGUCGAAUUGCAAUUUUUCGUAACGUGGAAUAUUCAAAUUUGUACAAAAGUCUGGUUGGUCUUUAAAAACCAGUGUAAGAAUGAAAUUCAUCACUGCUAAAAUGAAUUCUUUCAAAUUUCGACAAUGUAAACUUCGUAAAUUGUUCAAAAAAAUCUCGCAAUUAUUAAUGAAUACAAUGUUUAAAGUAGAAUUUAGUUAGGGGAACUUUGUUACAAAUUUGUACUUUUAGAGUUUUUUUAUGUUUUAUUUUCCGAACAUCAUUCCAAUUGGGAAGGCGAAAUUUUUCGUCGAUUUGUACACUUACAAAAUUCCAUUUUUAUCGUCAGCUUUUCAAAUGACCGUUCCCCUUCCACUUUUUCCUAUGUUUCAAUUAGAAUAAUCACGAAACCGUGCCAUAAUUUUCAAGAAUAUGAUAAAUAGUAUUUAAAUGUACAACGUAAAGAUACAGAAUCCAAGGAUAUCCAGAUAGACUAACGAUUUUCGUACAAAUAUAACUUAUUGAAAGAAAAAAGAGGAAGGAAAAGGAGCGCAAACAGAGUGAAAUAAAGCAGCGACCUUAUUCGCGCGCACUGCCACUUUGGCAAUCGCCUUGGAGCAUACUUAUAAAUUUGAAUUAUUGAAAUAAAAUCAAAUUCAAAUAUCGUCGUUGAAUUAAUUCGCCUAAUUUUGCAUCGAAGACUGAAAAGCAUAAAUACAAAAUUAACGUUUCACGUUUUUUAACUCGUGCACUGUUUUUUCGUCGUAAUUAUUACGGAAUAAUGUAUAAUAUUUGUACAAAAUGAAAAAAAAAAAUAAAACAUAAUUCUUUUUGUUGAUGUA